CAAUUUUUAUUCACUUAUCUCUCUAAAAGCAAUAAAGUCUCUAUUUUUGUGCUCAAAGAUAGACAGAGAAGCAUAAAUACUUGUCCUCUGUGUAGUACAAAAGUGGAGCCCCACUGAGUGUGCCCUCACAGUAACGGCUACAUUUUUCUUUAUUUCCCUCUCUUGUUUUGAGUGAUUUUUUCAUCUUUACGAAGAUGGGUUCUUUUGUCCACUUAUUACUGUCCUGAAUCACACGUCGAAUCCAACGUGGCAUCUUACUCCAUUGUAUGCCAGCUCACUCACACUCACUCACCUCCCGCCUUUAUAAACUCCUUCCUCUCUCUCUUAUCUCCUUCAUUGAGUCAAGUGUUUGAGACUGUAGAGUGAAAGUUUGAUUUAAGAGAGAUUUAAAAAAAUGGUGGGUAUGGAUUUGUUCAAAUGUGUGAUGAUGAUUGUGGUGUUGGUUAUCUCUUGUGGUGAAGCUGUUUCUGGAGCUAAGUUCGAUGAGCUUUAUCGCUCAAGCUGGGCUAUGGAUCAUUGUGUCAACGAAGGCGAAGUCACAAAACUCAAGCUUGACAAUUACUCUGGAGCUGGGUUUGAAUCGAGAAGCAAAUACCUGUUUGGUAAAGUCUCUAUCCAGAUUAAGCUUGUCGAGGGAGAUUCAGCUGGAACAGUCACAGCUUUCUACAUGUCUUCUGAUGGUCCCAACCACAACGAAUUCGAUUUUGAGUUCUUGGGGAACAAAACCGGUGAGCCUUAUAUAGUCCAGACCAAUAUUUAUGUGAAUGGAGUUGGAAACAGAGAACAAAGACUCAACCUUUGGUUCGAUCCCACUACUGAGUUUCACACUUACUCAAUCCUCUGGAGUAAACGCAGUGUUGUAUUCAUGGUAGACGAAACUCCGAUUCGAGUCCAGAAGAAUCUUGAAGAUAAAGGUAUCCCAUUUGCUAAAGAUCAAGCAAUGGGAGUAUACAGUUCGAUUUGGAACGCUGAUGAUUGGGCAACACAAGGAGGUCUUGUGAAAACUGAUUGGAGUCACGCUCCUUUCGUUGCUUCUUACAAGGAAUUCCAAAUCGAUGCUUGUGAGAUUCCGACAACUUCUGAUCUAAGCAAGUGUAAUGGAGAUGACAAGUUUUGGUGGGAUGAACCAACUGUCUCUGAGCUUAGCCUUCAUCAGAAUCAUCAGCUUAUUUGGGUUCGAGCUAAUCAUAUGAUUUAUGAUUAUUGUUUUGAUGCUGCUAGGUUUCCUGUUACUCCUCUUGAGUGCCAACAUCAUCGUCAUUUGUAGUUUUAAUGUCGUCUUCUUUAAGGAAUUAGCCAAGAUAAAUGGAACAAGAGAACAUGUGGUGGCUCUUUGAUGAUUCUCUUUUAUGUAUAAAUAAUCAAUUUUCUAUUGAUUUUUGGUGAUCUUGGUUUGUAACUGAAAAUGCGAAAUUUGUGGAAACAAA
Arabidopsis lyrata subsp. lyrata is the source of this 1427-nucleotide messenger RNA. Its product is annotated as xyloglucan endotransglucosylase/hydrolase protein 9. Gene Ontology annotation, cellular component: apoplast; cell wall. Gene Ontology annotation, biological process: cell wall biogenesis; xyloglucan metabolic process. The transcript is spliced from 4 exons. Gene Ontology annotation, molecular function: xyloglucan:xyloglucosyl transferase activity; hydrolase activity, hydrolyzing O-glycosyl compounds. Lineage: Eukaryota; Viridiplantae; Streptophyta; Magnoliopsida; Brassicales; Brassicaceae. The record is from RefSeq and is a predicted model, not a curated record. The coding region runs from base 395 to 1267 and encodes 290 amino acids.